AUGGCGACACCGAUAUUUAAUGCAUCUUGUAGCUUUCCAUCGACCAAAGGAAUCGAUUGCAAGAACUAUGUUGGUCUGAGAUCGACGACAGUGAGUAAAGUUCGAAUUGCUUCUCUUCCAAUUGCUACUGGUCAACGUCGCUCUCUUGUCAUAAGAGCCAGUGAAUCUGGCAACGGACAAGCGAAGAAGCUUGGAAGGACUGAUGCUGAGUGUGAAGCCGACGUUGCUGCCGGAAUUGUUCCCGAAGCACCUCCGGUUCCACCUAAACCGGCUGCUCCGGCUGGUACGCCGAUAAUCAAGCCUCUCAAUCUAAGCCGACGUCCACGUCGUAACCGAGCAUCUCCUAUUGCGAGAGCUGCUUUCCAGGAGACUAACAUCUCUCCUGCAAAUUUUGUAUAUCCACUUUUCAUUCAUGAAGGUGAGGAAGACACACCUAUUGGAGCCAUGCCUGGUUGCUAUAGGCUUGGUUGGAGGCAUGGUCUUGUACAAGAGGUUGCAAAGGCUCGGGCUGUUGGUGUCAACAGUAUCGUACUCUUCCCUAAAGUUCCCGAGGCUUUGAAGAAUCCGACAGGGGAUGAGGCAUACAAUGACAAUGGUCUGGUUCCUCGAACAAUUCGUCUUCUCAAAGACAAAUACCCUGAUCUUGUUAUCUACACUGAUGUUGCUCUGGAUCCCUACUCAUCUGAUGGUCAUGAUGGUAUAGUCAGAGAGGAUGGCGUAAUCAUGAAUGAUGAAACUGUGCACCAGCUGUGUAAGCAAGCUGUUUCUCAGGCCCGAGCUGKAGCGGAUGUUGUUAGUCCGAGUGACAUGAUGGAUGGUCGAGUAGGCGCAAUUCGUGCAGCUCUUGACGCUGAAGGCUUUCAUAAUGUCUCCAUCAUGUCUUACACAGCAAAGUAUGCAAGUUCGUUUUACGGUCCUUUCCGUGAAGCCCUGGACUCAAAUCCACGUUUUGGAGACAAGAAAACCUAUCAGAUGAACCCAGCCAAUUAUAGAGAGGCCUUGAUUGAGGCACGCGAAGACGAGGCUGAAGGAGCCGACAUUCUCCUGGUGAAGCCAGGUCUCCCUUAUUUGGACAUCAUACGGCUUCUCAGGAAUCAAUCUCCCUUGCCCAUUGCUGCAUACCAAGUUUCUGGGGAGUACUCGAUGAUCAAAGCUGGAGGAGUCCUGAAGAUGAUCGAUGAAGAGAAAGUGAUGAUGGAGUCACUCAUGUGCUUACGCCGAGCUGGUGCUGACAUUAUUCUUACCUACUUUGCUCUUCAAGCAGCUACUUGCUUAUGCGGCGAGAAGCGGUAG
This is a messenger RNA of Arabis nemorensis, 1293 nucleotides long. Lineage: Eukaryota; Viridiplantae; Streptophyta; Magnoliopsida; Brassicales; Brassicaceae. The record is from the annotation of a GenBank genome assembly.